CAGGCGCGUCUGUGGCAGGAUGUGGAGACAGCAUUGAGGUGUCUCACAUGACUGCUGCAGUGUUUACCCGUGCAGGGAGAGGGGGGAUUUUAGUUGAAGAGAUUAAAAGGGAAGCACAAUAAUUAUUGCUGCAGCUUGUACUGUAAUGUAAUCUAUUGCAUGGAGCCUGUGCCAUGUUCAUUUUCACUUUUCUUUUUGAAGACGAGGGAUGUAGGAUUAAAUUAUCUGCAUGUGUUUAGUACUUUUUCGACUACCUCGUAGAUAAGAUUUUUAGAUGUAUUUAUUAUUAUUAUUUUUUAUUUUAUUUAUUUACGUCUUGGGACCAGUACUUGGAAUAGUUAAUAGUGCUUUAGGUCAAAUUUGAUUUAGGGUUAAAAUUAAAUCCGUUUCUAACCAAAAAGGGAGCGUAAAUAUUUCCAAUGGCAGGUGGCAUUUCGUUGUCGCUGUGUGCCCGUUUGAGUUACUCUGUGGGUCAUUUUCUGAACGACCUGUGCGCUUCGAUGUGGUUUACCUAUCUGCUGGUCUAUUACCACUCGGUGCUGGGGUUUGGUAAUACGGUCGCUGGGGCGCUGCUCCUCGCCGGACAGAUAGCGGACGGGAUCUGCACGCCUCUUGUAGGCUACGAGUCUGACCGGACGCCGGGCUGCAGGGAUUAUGGCAAGAGAAAGUCCUGGCAUCUUGUGGGUACGGUGAGCGUGCUCAUCUCGUUCCCGUUCAUCUUUAACCCGUGUAUGGGCUGUGCUGAGGGCACCCCUCAGUGGGUGGGACUCGUCUACUUCAUCCCCUUCAUCGUUGUCUUCCAGUUCGGCUGGGCGACUACACAGAUCUCCCACCUCUCCCUAAUUCCGGAGCUUGUCACCAAUGACCAGGAGAAGGUGGAGCUCACUGCAUACAGGUACGCUUUCACUGUGGUUGCCAACAUUGCUGUGUAUGGGGUGGCCUGGCUACUGUUUUACUUUCAGGCUGGCCAGACAGGUGACCCAGCGCAGGCGGAGAGCCUGGGGAGGCAGGACAUCCCUAUCUUUAGGAAUCUAGCCCUCAUAGUAAUUGGGCUAGGGUCGGUGUUCUCAUUGCUAUUCCAUACUGGAACAAAGGAGAAAGAGCGCCCCCUGCCUGCCUCCCCAUGCCCUGCAGAUGAGCGGCAGCCCCUGAUCACAAGGUCCCAGGACGCUGGGGGGCGCUCCCUGCUACAGUGGAAGCACUGGCUGGUCGAACCUGCCUUCUAUCAGGUGGCGGGGCUGUACAUGUGCACAAGACUAAUUGUCAACCUGUCCCAAACUUACAUAUCUAUGUACCUGACAAACUCGCUCUUCCUGCCCAAGAACUACAUCGCUACGAUCCCCCUGGUGAUGUACAUCAGUGGAUUCAUGUCCUCCUUGAUCAUGAAGCCAGUCAACAAGUGCAUCGGCAGAAACAUGACGUACUUUGUAGGCCUGCUGCUGAUCCUGGCCUUUGCCUGUUGGGUGUUGCUGGACCAUAAGAUGGGGAAGUCGGUGUAUGGAGCCGCCGUGCUGCUGGGUGCUGGGUCAGCCACCAUCUUAGUGACCUCGCUCUCAAUGACCGCCGACCUCAUUGGGAGAAACACUCAAAGUGGUGCCUUUGUGUAUGGGGCGAUGAGCUUUACUGACAAAGUGGCCAAUGGAAUAAGCGUGAUGAUAAUUCAGAGUCUGCACCCAUGCCACACACAGGUGUGCUGUCCUGCUUGUGUCUGGUUCUACCACAUCGUCAUGGUGAUUGUUACUGGGGGCGUGGCCGUUGGAGCGGCAUUCUGCCUGUGCAGCAUACUGAUCUGGCCAAUCGGGAUCCGAGUUCGUCAGCCAGCUGUCUCGGGCCUGCUGGGGGCUUCAUCAUCACUCAGAGAAGACAUUGAAGAUGACCAAAGUGUCAACUAAAGAAAUCACUCUGGAAACCGUUCUCUGGGAGCGCUGUGUUGUCCCUUUUGUUAAUGAUCCCCUUUUCUCUGCUCCAAGCAUUCAGGUCUGCCAGUGUCAUUCUCUGUGUACUGUGCACUACAUUGGGGAGAGGAAGUAAUUCUGGUCAUACAUGGAUUCAGAUAGAAUAGUGCUCAAUGAGACCAGGUCUGACCAGUGUGCAGGACCAGUGCUGUAGUGUGUGGAAACCUCAGCUCUGAAGGAAAUUGCUGCCAGGGGAGCCAGAAAACUAAUUUUAAAUUAUUUUUGGUGUAUUUUGAAAGACAAAUGUGCUGAUCAUUAAGUCCAAAGUGAAAAAAUUGUUUUUUUGAAUUUUAUUUUGACUGUAAUCCUAAAUCCAAAGGGAGAUUUGUUUGUAAAUGCAAACUAAAUCGGUCUACAUUUUAGAUAUAAUUUACUGCCUUCAUCUAAAAUAAAGAGGCUGUAUACCUGACCUGCCCAAGAGAGCAUCACAUCGUACAAUAAACCCUCCAGAGCUAAUCUUUUUAACACACAAGAUAAACAUGUCUUAGAUAACGCUGAUAACCUUAACAGUGGGUAAGGGCAUUACACCUAUCCUCCACGCUCAGGUGUGUUUUUCUUUUUCGUUUAACUUUAAACCUGUCUUAAACAGACUGUGGGAGUUUUACCAUAGUAAUUCCAGUUGUGAAGUUACCAUGCUGUCUCUAAGGGAAUGUUCUACGGGCUAUCUGGCUGGGUUCAUAUUUUCUAUAGCUUACCUGCAGAAUCCUAAUUACUGGCUAUUGAAAAGACUUCCUAGCUCCAUUCAAGUCAUGUGACAAUGUGACCUUUCAAUUCUAUGGCUCCACCUGCCCUCUAUAUGUUUUGUAUAGAUUUUGUUUUUUUAAAGUUAUUAAUAUAGAAUACUACAUGCUUUAAGAACCCUGUCUUUUGUUAUCAUAGGGUUACUACAAUCAUUUACAGAUAGAAAAGGGAUUCUGUAUUCAAGUGGAAUGAACUAAGAUAUGCAUUGAUGUGUAAAAUAAUGUAUAUUAUUGUAAUUUGACCAAUAGUCAUUUAUUAUACAUUCAAUUAAUGAUAUGAUAUGAAAAUGGUUACCCUGUUGGUAAUGCAAAAAAUAAA
This is a messenger RNA of Polyodon spathula (Mississippi paddlefish), 3014 nucleotides long. RefSeq names its product major facilitator superfamily domain-containing protein 12-like. Gene Ontology annotation, cellular component: membrane. The record is from RefSeq and is a predicted model, not a curated record. Gene Ontology annotation, molecular function: symporter activity. The transcript has 10 exons. Gene Ontology annotation, biological process: carbohydrate transport. The coding region runs from base 420 to 1892 and encodes 490 amino acids. NCBI's taxonomy places the organism in Eukaryota, Metazoa, Chordata, Actinopteri, Acipenseriformes, Polyodontidae.